UAAGCGCGUCCAGAAGUGGUAUCCAUCACCGGCCGGAAACAGGUCGUAGUGUACUUACUGUCACUAUAUCCUUUUCACUCAACUUAGGGUUGUCACAUUACCCGACUUUUACCAAUAUCAACUAUCAACUCUAGGCUUUAGGUGUCGUAUAUACCCUAUCGCCUUUCCGUGAAGAAAACUUGGCCUUCGAAGUGGAUUGGUGCAGGCCGGAGAAAUUUUAUAGGGCGCAAUUUUUACAAGACGGAUUACCAGCUUACGUUAAGGGUAAUCUUUCAAACUAGAUUCCCGCGCCUAGGUGGCACAACAUAAAUCCAACGCCAUACCUAGCAUCCUCCCGCGUUUCGACUCAUAUUCUGGAAGUCUUCCAGGGUAGAGCAACUAGUCCUUUAGUUCUUUUCUUCUUUCACUAAGAGGCUCUUGAAACCGUCAGCCAAUAUGUCUCUUGCGCGCGCCUUUACGACGAGGCGAAAGCAGUCCUCGCAGGAUCUGGGAGGAAUGUUGCCGCAACGGAGCAAUAGUACUGCUAAGAUUAACUCUGCGGCAAUUCGCAACAAGAUAUCUGGUCCUAUGGCCCUUACCCACACAACUAAUAUGCUCGCAUACAACGCACCGGAUUUAUAUCCUCUAUCAGAAACCUCACCAACCGAGUCCAGCAAAUCCGACUCUUCUUCUUCUGAUAGUCCUCGCACUAGCUCAUCAUCACCACCGACGAGCCCUGACAUCCCAACAGCAGAUCGAUCUGUCACGCCAGAGCCCAAUCAUCUUUCGUGCUAUUUCGUCGCUCCAGGCCAGCCCAAGACGCCUUCAAACACAAACGAGGCGCCAAUCAUCCCAAAGCGAUCGCCAUCACACACUAAGAAGGCAUCAAUCGAUAACUUAGCAAACAAGUUUGCGCGCCUUUCCAACCAAUCCGGAAAGUCCGUCUCCACGAAAGCAAGCUUUUCGCUUUCUCGCUCGUCAUCGACCUCGACCUCGACGACAGCUACUUCUGUCUCAUACGGUUCUUUCUCACGCAAACCAUCUAUAACUUCGGCUACGGUGCCCCCUAUGCCUCCCGUAGUCACAUCUCCACCUCCGGCCCGUCCGACUUUCCGCCGAGACUAUUCCGAGGCCCAGCAUCCUUUUGGUAACGAGCUGGCGCAGGUAUCGGAACUCGCAGAGGAGCUGGGCGUUAAGGACAAGAUGCAGGUUAUCGAUGAGGAGGAACAAGAGCUUCUUGCCCGAGGCCUUUACAGUUUCCGACCAGAGGAUUACUUGGCUGAGGUACAAGGACUAUUUGCGACCUUCUUCAAACCCGAACCGGCCGAAAUGCAGCAGGUAUGGAUUUAAACCGGUACAAGUUGUGUUCCGCCUGAAUCUCACUGCCGGAGGUUCGGGGGUAGCAUUAUAUGCGGCAUUUCAAUGUAUAUAUUUGGACGGUCGACUACGAGUCUACGCACAAACCUAGCUAACAAAAAGGUGUCGGCAUACGGGGGGACCUAGCGAUCAGAUUUACGGGUUAAGUUGUGGAGUUUGGGGUGAUAUCUCGCUCGGGGCAAGGUUCGAAGAAGGGACCAAGGCGUUUGAGACAAGGUUGAAAUUUGUGGUUUUAAUACCCAGACACUUAGCACUAGACCUAUACCGGUCAUUUCUUCUGUUGUUCGUCAAGUUUGAUGGAUUGGGGUGGAAUAUUAUUGUUUAUGAAGCGCCUCUUACUAAGGCUUAAAGCAGUGUUAAGAAUUGAUGUGGACAUAUGCCCGUUUGUUUAUGAAUUACAUUUACGUAGUGUUAAACGAUGAAGUGAACAUUAUCUGCGCAUGAAUCUAUGGC
Daldinia vernicosa is the source of this 1809-nucleotide messenger RNA. RefSeq lists its product as uncharacterized. Bases 436 to 1329 code for a protein of 297 amino acids. The record is from RefSeq and is a predicted model, not a curated record. Lineage: Eukaryota; Fungi; Ascomycota; Sordariomycetes; Xylariales; Hypoxylaceae. The transcript has a single exon.